Melopsittacus undulatus (budgerigar) is the source of this 9323-nucleotide messenger RNA. It is a transcript of the gene USP31, whose product is annotated as ubiquitin specific peptidase 31. Gene Ontology annotation, molecular function: cysteine-type deubiquitinase activity. The transcript has 16 exons. Bases 1 to 4005 code for a protein of 1334 amino acids. Lineage: Eukaryota; Metazoa; Chordata; Aves; Psittaciformes; Psittaculidae. Gene Ontology annotation, biological process: protein deubiquitination. The record is from RefSeq and is a predicted model, not a curated record.
AUGUCCCGGGUGAGCGGCCCCGGGCCCGGCCCCGGCCCGGCCGGUAGCACCAAGGAGAAGCGCUCGUUCCCCAAGCGGCUGUUCCGCGGCCGGGCGGCGGGCGGCGGCUCCAACCCCCCCGCGGCCCCGGCCCCGGCCCCGUCCGGACGGUCGCUCGGUGGGUUCAUGAGCCGCGUGCUGAAGACCCUGUCCACGCUCUCGCACUACAGCAGCGAGCCCGAGGCCCGCGGCCCGCACGCCCCGCGCCUGCCCCCGCCGCAGGCUGCCGGCGGCCUGGGCAGCUGCUUCCCCCCGGGCCCUCCGCGCAGCCCCGAGCCCCCGGCGCGGCCCACGGGCGGCCCCGAGGCCGUGCCCGGUGUGGCGGGGCUGCGGAACCACGGCAACACCUGCUUCAUGAACGCCAUCCUGCAGUGCCUCAGCAACACCGAGCUGUUCGCCGAGUUCCUGGCGCUGGAGCAGUUCCGAGCGGGGCCGCCCCCCGCCGCCCCCAGCCCCGCCGCCGACGGGCCCCCGGCCGCGCCCGGGGAGGUCACGGAGCAGCUGGCGCAGCUGGUGCGGGCGCUCUGGACCCUCGAGUACACCCCACAGCACAGCCGAGACUUCAAGAACAUCGUGUCCAAGAACGCCAUGCAGUACCGUGGGAACGCACAGCACGACGCGCAGGAGUUCCUGCUCUGGCUCCUCGACAGGGUCCAUGAGGAUCUGAACAACGUGGUGAACUACAGCGGGAUGCCUCCUCUCAAGCCACCACUGGAGGAUGAUGUGCUGCUCGAGGGACCAGCCUUUCCAAUCAGCAGUACUUUUGUGCAGGAACUCUUCCAAGCCCAGUACAGGUCCUCUCUGACGUGCCCUCAUUGCCAGAAGCAAAGCAACACCUUUGACCCUUUCCUCUGCAUCUCUCUGCCAAUUCCUUUGCCUCAUACACGGCCGCUCUAUGUGACCGUGGUGUACCAGGGCAAGUGCUCUCACUGCAUGCGCAUUGGUGUGGCUGUGCCAGUGGUGGGGACGGUGGCCAGGCUGCGGGAAGCUGUGUCCUCAGAGACCAAGAUACCGACGGAACAGAUCGUGCUGACAGAGAUGUACUAUGAUGGGUUUCACCGUUCCUUCUGUGACACUGAUGACCUGGACACCAUUCAUGAAAGCGACUGCAUUUUUGCCUUUGAGACCCCAGAGAUAUUUAGGCCCGAGGGUAUCCUCAGCCAGAGAGGAAUACAUGUGAACAAUAACCUGAAUAACUUGAAAUGUGGCACUGAACACUCCCGAACAAUAUCUUACACUCAAGGAACAGCCAAGUCUGGAAAACUGGAGCAGUCCUCUCCUAAACCAGCAGCGAAUGACAAGAUUGUCUUGCUGGUGUGUAACCGAGCGUGCACUGGGCAGCAGAGCAAAAGGUUUGGCUUGCCAUUUGUGUUGCAUUUGGAAAAAACAAUUGCUUGGGAUAUUCUGCAGAAGGAAAUCCUGGAGAAGAUGCAGUAUUUCCUGCGGCCUGCAGCCUGCCUGCAGGUUUGCCCAUUCAGCUUGCGAGUGGUCAGUGUUGUGGGCAUAACGUACUUGCUACCUCAGGAGGAGAGACCCCUCUGCCACCCAACGGUGGAAAGGGCAUUGAAGUCGUGUGGACAGGGGGGAACUGCUCAUGUGAAAUUAGUGGUGGAAUGGGACAAAGAAACGAAAGAUUACUUGUUUGUGAACACUGAAGAGGAAUAUAUUCCAGACUCUGACAGUGUCCGCCAGCAGAGAGAGCUUCAUCACCAACCUCAGACCUGCACUUUAUCUCAGUGUUUCCAACUGUACACCAAAGAGGAACAGCUUGCCCCAGAUGACGCAUGGCGAUGCCCACACUGCAAGCAACUGCAGCAGGGUAGCAUCACACUGAGCCUCUGGACCUUACCGGAUGUGCUCAUCAUACAUCUCAAAAGGUUUCGACAGGAAGGAGACCGCAGGAUGAAACUUCAGAACAUGGUCAAGUUCCCCCUGAGUGGGUUGGACAUGACUCCUCACGUUGUGAAACGCAGCCAGAGCAGCUGGAGUUUGCCAUCUCACUGGUCACCCUGGAGGAGGCCCUAUGGUCUUGGGAGGGAUCCUGAGGACUAUAUCUAUGACCUGUAUGCUGUCUGCAAUCAUCAUGGCACCAUGCAGGGGGGACACUACACAGCAUACUGCAAGAACUCGGUUGAUGGUCAGUGGUACUGCUUUGAUGACAGUGAUGUUCAGCAGCUUCCUGAAAACGAAGUCUGCAAGCAGACAGCCUACAUUCUUUUCUACCAGAGGCGCACAGCAAUCCCCUCCUGGUCUGCCAACAGCUCUGUGGCAGGCUCCACAAGCUCCUCGCUCUGUGAGCACUGGGUCAGCCGCCUGCCUGGCAGCAAGCAGCCCAGCAUUGCUUCGGCAGCCUCAUCGCGGCGCACGUCUCUGGCUUCGCUCUCGGAAUCAGUAGAGCUGACUGGGGAAAGGAGUGAAGAUGAUGGAGGGUUUUCCACUCGUCCCUUUGUGCGGAGUGUCCAGCGCCAGAGCCUCUCAUCCCGCUCAUCAGUCACCAGCCCACUGGCAGUGAGUGAGAACGGUGUCCGGCCCUCCUGGUCCCUGUCUGCGAAGCUGCAGCUGCGCUCCAGUUCACCAUCACGCUUCUCUGGGGACUCCCCAGUGCACUCCUCUGCUGCCACCCUGGAGAAGAUCGGGGAGGCUGCUGAUGACAAAGUCACCACCUCCUGCUUCGGCAGCCUGAGGAACCUCUCUAGCAGCUACCUGGAGCCCUGCGAUGGUAGUCGGAGGGAGCACAGGACGGCUCGCAGGGCUCCUUUGGCUGUCAUGGAAGGGGCGUUCAGGGAAGAGGCUGUGGUAAGGACAUCUAGCUCAGAUCUUUCAGAUGAGUAUGGCAAAAGCUCUGUGCAGCCAGACAGGAAUCACCCUGCUUUGGACCCUUUUGAUAACAACAACCAAAUCGCCUUUGUUGAUCAGAGUGAUUCUGUGGAUAGCUCUCCUGUCAAGGAGGUGAAAGCCCCCAGUGGGACAGGGCUGGCUGCAGAGAAGGCAGAUGGCACUCCGAAGAAGGCUCACAGCUCCAAGGGAGCUUCUGAGCCAGACAAAAGUCUGAGGAAGGGACGGACAGUCUUAUCUACGCAGGAGACCAAAGUCUCUCAUGCUUCUCCUCCACUAAAGAGUGCCCAGAAAGUGUCCCGCUCUAGAAGUAAGACGGACUCCUCUAGGGCCAGCGGGCGCCAUGGGUCUCCCGCUCCCACUCAGGCCAGGAAGGACCAUAGCACGAAGCCCCUUGAGGUGACUGUCCCAUCGGCCCAGCAGAAGCAAAGGGCAGGUUCAUCUCCAUCCUCCACAGCUGCCAAGAGAACCCCAUCGGGCUCAUUGACUAAGGGCUCUUCUGCUGGGAAGAGCCGGACUUCAGACCGAAGCCUCAGCAGGGAGGGCUCUAAGCUGAGCCUGGGGUCGGAUAAGACGAGCGUUACCAGCAGCUCGAGGACGAGCUCCCCACGGAUCAGCCACUCCAGGAGCGACAGCCGGGCCGUGGACAGCAAGCACGUGCGGAGCUCCUCCAUGGCCAACCUGCGGUCCCCAAACGUGGGGGUGCGCUCUGCCCUGAAGAGGGACAGCAAAUCCGAGGAGAAGGGGUUGUCCUUCUUUAAGUCGGCCUUAAGGCAGAAGGAGACGCGGAGGUCAGCGGACCUGGGGAAGACCACGAUGCUCUCCAAGAAGACUGGGAGUGGUGGUUCCAGGUCAGGCAGUAAAAACGUGCUGGAAGACAAAUCAGACAAAGCUGUUGUCCCACCGGCCUCCCAAACCAACGCCAACCUUGCUGCAAAGGAGAAACUUGUCCCUAAAGACACUGCCCCCAGCAAACAUUCUCUGCUAUCCAGUCGCAAGUCCAAGUCUUCCCAGCUAGAUCCCGGAGUCCAGUCUCCUCCUUCCAGUGGCAAGCAGGCUGCUGACAAGCCACUGAAGAGGUUACCUUCCAGCAUGCAGGUGUCUGUACGGCCUUCUCUGGAACCUCAGUGAAAUGCUGCAAUCCAGGUGUCUUUUCUUCUGCUGAGAAGCUAAUUUAUUGAGCUCUUGUUUUUUUGUUCAUGUGCCUAAUGUCUGUUUUGAGGAGAAGUUAACUGCAAGUUGUUAAAGCGCCUUUUGAUUCUGCCAUCAAACCAAAUAGCCACAGGCAGCCAGCACUGAUGCAAGUAGUCUAGCUGGAGUCGUUGUUGAACAUGAAUGCAGCUGUCCCAUAGCACUUGUACAGGAGUCUCUUCAUAGAAAAUGCAACAAGUUCCUUCAGAUUCGAGGUCUGGGAUCUGAAAGCCGGUUGUAUUGACACUAGUGUGCUUUGUAGAGCUGUGAACUGAUAUUCCUAUGGUCUUGUUCUGAGCAGGCUGUGUCCACGCUGGUGUGGCCUUGUUCUGAGCUGGGGAGGAUGCGAAGGAAACUGGGAAGGAGAGACUGCCGCUUCUUAUGCUCUCUCUUGACCCCCUCUCCCUUCUCCCUUCCGUUUUCAAGCUUUCUAAAGGGCAAUAUUUCAACACUAAUGUUGUUUCUCAGGUAUAUACUCAGCCAGUAUAGGAGGGACUAGCAUUAGUGGAUGUGCAGAAAGGUACCUGUGUGUCCGUGUGUCUGUAACAGUUCAUUUUGCAUUCCAGCAGCUGAAAGUGGGUGGUUGUUUUCCAUGAAAUGUAACCUGCCUUUUUUGUUGCUAUGUCUGCAAAGAGUUCAGCUCUGUCCAUACCUGAGGCAACCUCUACCCUCUCCUCUUUAAUUACUUUCUCUCUUCUGGAACAUUGUACUGAGCAACAGAAGAAACCACUGAGCAGCAGCUGGUUGCCAGCUCCUGGUACCUGUGGGAGGUGGUGGCAGUGCUGUAGGAGAGCUGUCUUCCUGACCCUCUGGUGGGUGAUGCUGUAGGACCCCUGUUCAGACUCCUGAGAAGCAUUUCCUGAAGUGCUCGGAUGCUAAAUUGUGGUGGUGUGAGCAUAGCACUUGUUACCUAGAGCAGUGAUGUUUAGGUAAGCCAAGUGUCAUCUUGUCUUCUCUGCCUUCUCUGAGAGUGCUGAGACAGCCUCUUGUGGGGUUGGAGGGGCUGUACCCAACACCAUGGGGCAGUUUUCACCUUUCUGAGUGCUGCUGAGUCCCUGCCCUUGCACACUCCUCACCUUCCCCUGUGGCUCUGUCUCUUGGAACCACUCCCCAGCCUCCUGUGGAUGAGUCUAUCAGGGUUUGAACACUACAUCUGGUGACGUCUUUGUUUACAUGCCCUCUUACAGGGGAGAUUCCUCAAGUUCUUUACUAUUCCUCUUGAAAGGUGAAUUCCUCAACUCCUUUUGUCUGUGUGGUGUAUUUAUUUUACUUUAUCAAAGUGCUGCCUCUCCUGCUGCCUCUCCUUUAUGUUCAGCAGCAAUCCUGUAGGUCACGAUGGGCAGUGUGCUGGGCGCGCUUGUCUUUGAAUGAGGGCUCUGCCUCUCAUCCAGUCUGCUGUGGCAGAGCUUCCCUCGGCUUUGCUGCUGGAUGCAUCUCUUCUCUUGGUGUAGCAAACAGCCCUCAGCCAGGUAGUGACUCUGAGCUGGUCUGUGCCACCUCCUCCCUUGAGGGGAUGUGCUGGAGAGCCCGAGAAGCCUUUCACCGAGGUCUGCUGGGCACCUUGCUGCUCUGUGACCACUUGUACUUGAAUUGCACACACCUGCAGCAGGCUUGGGAGGGGAGUGUUCUGGGGGAGCUGGCACCAGACAGUGUGUGUGACACUGAGCUGGGGGUGCCGUGUGUGUGACUGAGCCUGCCUGCAGUGCAGCCCUCGCUCUGUCCCCAUGCCCUUCCAUCCCACAGACCUCCCUGCAGCCCAGCAGCAUGCCAGCAGCCUGCGUGUUCUACCAGUGGGCUGGCCUCUGGGCCACCUGAACACCACCAUCUCUUAAUGCAUUUCUCCUCCCAGGCAUUGUUUCAGUCUCAUUGCAGCAACAACAGUGCAUUAUUUGCUUCUUAACUGUGCGACUUGGAUUAUUCUUGGAUUAUGUUUUGUUACAUCCAGCAGAGCAGAUAAGACUUGCUUCACAUUGUACUGCUUAAAUUACUCCCUGCAAUGUUGAUGUUGGAGUAUUUGUUUAAGGUUUUAUCUGUAUUAAGGUUGUGCUCUUCUCUUCUAAAGGCUCUUGUAGCAAGGAUGUGAUUCUGGUACUGGUGCAGGCUCGGGGUUGUCUUUUCCUGUGCAGAGCCUGGUUCUCUGUGCUUUGCCAUGGGACACUUGUGAAAGGCUAUUUUAUCAAAUGACGUUUUCUUUUGCUGCCAUCACUCACUGCAGAAGCUCAGGUGGAAGCUGUGUUUGGCUGUUGAGGUGGUUUUGCUCCUGUGCUGCGUGCCUGGGCUGGAGGGAAUCUGAAGCUGUGUCCAAACCAGAGCCUGAGCUGGGUGCCAGUUCAGUCCGUUGCAUCUGGGGCAUGAGAACGGGCACUGGAGCUCCCGUGUGGACAGAAUGGGAAUAGGAGGUCCCGGCUUCCAGCAGCUGAUGUUAAAAGCAAGCAGUGCAGAGUGUGCCCAUGCAGGACCUGUUCUGUGGCUGUGUCAGUCCCGUAGUGAAGCACGUUGGAAACAGCGUGUGCUGCUCCUCUGCAUCCCUGCUUUUGGUGUCAUGCAUUCCAGUGGCGCGUGCACUGCCUUGCACAGGACAGGGUUGAAGAGUGUGGGUCCAGGAAGCAACGAUGUUCAUUGUGUAGAACCAAGCCUGCUUGCUGGUAAAGUCAUGGCUCCAUCAGUGAUGUAGAGUAAAUCUUCCCAAAACUGAAUGUAGGUUCUUGCAGUGAUGUGGGGAAAAGCAUCAUCAAUCUUCUCUCCUUGCUUUGCAGCAGACUUAUUUCAUAGCCCUUUCAUGCACAGGACCUCCUGUCCAUGUGUACUGUGUUGUCCAGGUGUAAGGAUGUGGCAUGGUACCAGGGAACACUCCAGAGAGGGAUCUUCCAAGUCUUAGAUGUCAGCAUCACCUUGGCUUUGUGCGUUGAUCCUUAGAGCAGCAGAGGCUCGAGGCUGUUCUGCAGCAGCCGCUUGUACAUGGUCACCUCUUUCUUUAAAACUCACAUUUGGCUCUGGAAGUGUUUUCCAUUCUGCCCAUCAUGCACAGUGUGGGGCAUGUGGAACGGCCCCUGGUGUGGCUGCCUUGGGGCUGGUGGAGCCUGGGACCUCCACUGGUGACCUGGGUACCUCAUGCUGGUGGGAAGAUGCCUUCAAAGGGGGAGGCCCAGCAGCAUCCUUGUGCUUGGAGUGUGUGUGAGCUCCAUGGGAAGGAGGCUGCCAGCCCUCCAAAGGGCUUUGUGAUGUGUUUCUGAUCAGCUCUGGGUUGAGCUCACCUUCAUCAGCCACAUGUAACUGCUAUCCCAACCACAUCCCUAGUCUGACACUUGCUCCUGCUCCUGGAAGUGGCCCGGGGGGUGCAGGGAAGCAGCAUCUUCAUCCCAGCGCCAGGCUCCUGCUGGAGUCACGGAGGGGAAUUCUUUUUACCCUUUUCUGGGCUGUGUCUUUUGGGUCGUGUUUGGUAGUAUACAAAUUAUAAGCACAUUUUCAACGACGCGUAUUAAAGAGGCACCUUUUAUUUGUAUUAAUCACGUUUGAUAGACAAUUUGGUGCCUGCAGUUCUCUGUAACCUGUGUCUCACUUUGGGUGUAUAAAUCCUUAACCCUGUCAAACUUAUCAAAUAUGGCUAAAUAAAAGAAAAAAGACGCUUAGGAUAGACAAUAGCAGCUUAAUUACAGAACACUUGGUCCACUGUAAGUGCCCUCAUCGCCUCCGCUGCGGGGUCCUUUGCUUUCCAAGCUGAAGCUGGAGCAUGAGCACCCAUCCUGUCUCAGCAGCGAAGCUGUGCAUGGCAGCUCCCUCCUCCCACCGCAUGCACUGGACUAUGCAAGCGCUGCUGCAGGCACCGGGCUCUGGAGCGGCGCUGGAGCCUGGCUUGUGUUCGUGGUGUCAGCACAUAGGAGCAUGGCCCCGGGUUCCUGCUUUGUUUGCACAUCUCUGAUCCUUUCCUUCGCAGGCGUUACUGACCAGGCUGGAGUGUAGCACAACGUUGGUCAGAGGGAUCCGGAGUGCUGAAAUGAGAACAAACUGGGUUUCUGUCUGUAUUGUUUUCUCUUUAUUUAGCAGGCAAACCCCAUCCGUGCUGUGUCCGUAGCCUGCAUUUCCCAUGAACAGGACACGCUGGGAGCAGAGGCUCUGCCUGUACCCACACGAGCACCCAAACCUGGAGGUCUUGGUUGAGUUUCCGUGCUCAGGGUGUUGGGUGGGCUCCAGGUCCCUCUCCCCAUGGGCUCUGUGCCCAUCCCCUGUGAGCAGCCAGCACGGACAGAGUUUGGAAUUGACACUGCAAACAGUUUUCCUGUUUCCUUUCUUUUUUCCUGUAUCUCUGUCAUUUGCCUCCUAAUUGGAAAUAAUUUGGCAGUAUCUGAUGUUACCUGUGGAGGGAACUGAAAUUUAGUUUUAAUCUGUGGUGAGAUGAAAGCACAUCAUGGUUCUUGUCACAAAGCACCCUCAAGCAUUUACUAUUAGGAGCUUUGUUUUGUAGAAGAAAAGCACCUCAGGACCUGCACCGUGUCUACAUUGGGUCUAAAGGCUCAGGGAGUCUUUGUGUUAUUAAGGUGGCAGCCUCAAUGUCUGCAGCCAGUGUGUUCUAAAGACACAGAUUAAACCUGAGUGGAGACAGCGCUCCCCUUUCACCCGAGGCCCUGCAGCACAACCACGUUAGGUGCGGGUACCAUUUGUGCAGUGCAAUAAGAAACCAUUUCCAGGUGCUCCAUUGCCUUGGGGGGGUGACACAAGGGAAGCCAGGCUCCAAGCAGCUGGAUUACCUUCUUGUGGCCUUCCAAGGAUGGGUUUGUCCAGGUUUGCUCACCAACUGUGCCUCACCAUUGGUUAAAAUUGAAUUUUAAGUCCUGGUGCAAAUGCAGUUUCUCUUCUGGACACAAUGUCAGUUUUACACUGGAAUCUACAGUUGUGACGACUGUCGCAUCACUGUACACCAACCUGGGCCGUGGGGCUCCCCACGCUUGGCCAUUCUCCUCUGGUUUAGUGGGUUUGGGCUGUACCGCAAUGGGGGACGCAGGCUGGCUGUGCUCGGGACCCAGCGUUGUACCAUACCUUUUAAAUUAUUUGAGGACAAGUGCAUGAGACUGUGUCAAUGCCUUUUAUUAUUUAUUUGUAUGGUUUAUUAUUCAAGGUGUAUGCACUUUUAAUAAUGCAGAAUUUAUAUUUUUAUGUUAAAAGUCAUUUUCUUUCAGAAAGAAGAGUUUGAAUAUGAGGAAUUGGAAUUAAGUGCAAAAAGGGGAAUAUGUAAUAAAAUACAAUAAAUUUAUUACUAGGCA